CAUAUGUGUAAGCUGGCUAAUGCCUUGUCAGACCUCAGAUAAAAUGAUGUACCUAGUACACUCGAAAAGAGAAGUAUCUUCACUCUUUCUGACAUAAUAAUAUGGUACGACAACGAAAGUGGUAGGAAAAAGUGCAGUGAGCUUGACCCGAUAUUAGUAUUCCUGCCAGGGACAUCUGUCAACUCCCUGACUCCACUGCUGUGCAUCCACUCAAACAGCCCAGUGGUUUUCAGAAAGUGUGUGUGCUGCAGCUAAAUGUGAAGUUCCACCAGAUAUUGCCUGCAGAAGAAAAGGGAUCUGUAUUCCUUGCAGCAGUUAUAGAUUGUUAAAGAAAAAUUGAAAAAUAACUAUGAAGAAAUUACUCAUGGGAAGGAUCGGCUGAUGGAAGUCUUGCCCUAGGCAAGCCAAUCCGCGCAGAGGAUAGAUGGAAUAGUGUUUGGACCAGUAAAGAGUAAAGUAGGCAGAUAUGGUUAUAGUAGUUGAAGGGCAUCCCUUGACUAAAACCAUAACGUCGACUGAAGAGUUGUAUAAAUGCUAUCCUGGGCUUGUAGAGAAGGGCUUCAGUUUUGCCCAGCAGGCAGAAGUACAGGUGCCCUCUCAUUUCACAUUAUUUGUUGCACAGGGGGAGUAUGGAGUUGUCCCUGCCAAAGACACAAAAGUGAAAAUUGUGGGGUCAGAUGAUGCCACUACCUGUCAUGUGGUAGUGAUCAGGCACCCUUCGGGUACCACGGCUGUGGCACACUUUGAUGGUCGGAAGAAUGAGGAAGAUGCCCUUAAAGCAAUAGUAGAAAAGAUACACAGAAUAGAAGAUGAUACAAGUGACUUGGAGCUGUUUGUUGUAGGAGGUUACCAGCCUGAGGAAGGAAGCAGAGAGGCAAAAAGGAAUGAAUCUGAGUUAUUAUCACUAAAGAUCCUCCGGAUGUUUAGCCAUCACAAAUGCACAUUUAACCUUUCUUUGUGGUGUACAGGAAGACUCAACACCAGAACUGGGAUGGAUGGCCCCAUGCCCAUUGUAUAUGGUGUUGGAGUGGAUAUGUCAAAUGGACUCCUUUUCCCUGCACACUUUACCUCACAUGAACCUAAUUUGCCACUGAGAUCAGCUUCUCGUUGGGUUUCUGAGGGAAUGUUGUGUGAUUUGUACGAUCACAAAAAUGGAACAAUUUGUAUUGAGCCUUUCUAUUAUAAAGAUAUGGAAACUUUUUCCUAUUAUGUUAACCUGCCAGACAAGGUCUUGUUGAAGAACUUUUCAACAUCUCCAAGAGUUGAGCCUCCCCGGUUUUGUGAUGAGUUACGAAAAGUGUUUCAAGUGUUUGUUGAUCACCCAGAUCCACACAACACCCUUUUUCCAGAUAACCAGGGUAAAAUUUAUGGUAUGAAUGCUGAGGGACUUUGGGAACAAUUGCAAUAUUGAUGAUGACUGAUAUAUUAAGCCUAAGAUGAUUUUUUCCCCUAAAAUUGUUAUGUAUCCUUGUGGAAUAUUAUUAGUAUGAACAGAUAGAACAUAUUAGAGGCUUGAAGCAACUCACAUUUUCCUCGUUUAUCAGUCUGAUUCUUUCUCUUCUGUUUUCUACCUCAGUUUUCUGUCAAUAUUAGAAUGAAGAGUUACCAGAUUCAUUUUAGAUUCUCCUUUUCACUUAUUUACCUUGAGAAUAUUUUGAUAUUUAAUUUGAGGAAUCAGAGAUCAAAUUUGUUAGGACUAAAUAUUUUGAAUGUGAAAGGGAGUAUUUAGAGUUGAUCGAAGUAAUGGGCUUUGAUAUUUAAAAUGUGAUAGAUAAUGCAAGAAUCAAACAUGUUUAAUUGACUUUGAUUAAAUACGUAACUGUGAUCUCAUGUGUUUUAGUAUGAAAGCUUUUGAUAAUUUAUGCUUUUAUUUACAUUCACAAAGUUGCUAUUUGUGGUUCAGGACAUUUUCAGAUUGGAACAGAAUUUACAGGAUUGCAAUUUAGGAAUCCUUAAACUGCAGAGCUUGCUGUGACAAUACUGUAUAUUAUUCUUUUGAGAGAGUCUAAUGUUUCUACCAUCCGCAUUAUAGCCAAGGACUAAUUAUUAAGUAACACCAGGUUCACAACACAGUGGCUUUCCAUUUUCUAGAGAUAUUUUAUGUUUUGGUCUUCCUAGCAGAAAUACCUUAUUUAACUCAGCCUUGUGAUGAUAAUCAAUAUUACGCUUGUAUUCUAGGUAAUUUCCUUGCAUACAUAUAUAAACCAUGUUUUAUCAUAUGUAUUUGCUCAUUAUUUUGAUGUAGAAAAGAUUUCAUUGCAAUUAAUUUUCGAAUUUUGAUUUUACUAGUAGGUGUAUAAAAUAGGUUUAUGAAAUAGGUGGAUGAGAAUUGUUGCCUUGGAUUGGUUUCAGUAAUCAAACUUUGUGAAUCAACAAGUACAUCUGCACCUUGACAUAUGUGUAGGGAAUGCAUUAGCAACAACUUUAUUAAAAGUUCAUUAUGAAAUUUCCCUUAUUUAACUCUUGACUGAGUCUAGGUAUUAUAUCCAUGGAUGUGGCAUUUGUACUAGUUUUUACAUCACCUUUUAUAUAUGAUCUCACAGGUCAAAGAUGUUAUGAAGUUUUAAUCAGUGGCAGCAGUUGUGAUGAAAAUUUACCAGUAUUACAAUAGCUAUCACAAUACCAAUGAAUACAUUGAAUAAAGUAAUUGUUUCUACAAA
Messenger RNA from Penaeus monodon (black tiger shrimp), 2660 nucleotides. RefSeq names its product dnaJ homolog subfamily B member 9-like. The transcript is spliced from 2 exons. Gene Ontology annotation, cellular component: endoplasmic reticulum; nucleus. Gene Ontology annotation, molecular function: protein-folding chaperone binding; misfolded protein binding; protein-N-terminal asparagine amidohydrolase activity. The coding region runs from base 467 to 1411 and encodes 314 amino acids. The record is from RefSeq and is a predicted model, not a curated record. Lineage: Eukaryota; Metazoa; Arthropoda; Malacostraca; Decapoda; Penaeidae.